CUUAUUUUUGUAUUUUAAAUGAGUUACUUAUAGAUAUAGUUAGUAUUGGUGGAAGCCGGAGCGCUCAGCUGAUCCAGCAAGAUGGCGGCCGUGUUGUACCGGGGAGUUACCUGUGCUGAGAAACUUCUCUCCAGGGCGGCAGCGCGGAUAGUAAGCAAUGGAGCAACUGGACCUCUUGCACUUAUUCAACAAAGACGCCACCUGAAUGUUCAUGAGCAUGUCAGCUUUUCACUCUUAAAGAAAUCUGGCAUUCCUGUCCCUGGAUUUGGAGUAGCCCAUACUGCAGAAGAAGCUGUGGAAAUUGCCAACAAACUGGAUUCAACUGAUGUUGUUGUCAAGGCUCAGGUUCUUGCUGGAGGGCGUGGAAAGGGCAACUUUAAGGGAGGUUUCAAAGGAGGCGUCAAGCUAGUUUACUCAGCCGAAGAGGCUGGAGAUGUGGCCUCGAGGAUGAUUGGGGAUGUUCUUGUGACCAAGCAAACUGGUGAGAAAGGAGUUCCCUGUAAUAAAGUGAUGGUGUGUGAGCGCAAGUUCCCUCGUCGUGAAUUCUAUCUGGCUAUCAUGAUGGAGAGGUCGUUUGGCGGACCUGUUAUCAUUGCAUCAGCUCAGGGUGGUAUUAACAUUGAAGAAGUAGCAGAAGAGGAUCCGGAUUCCAUCUUUAAAGUUCCCAUUGACAUUGCUGAAGGUAUCACUGACGAAACGGCAAAGGGUCUAACAAAAAUGCUGGGCCUCGAUACACAUUUGGAGGAAACUGUAGCUGUUAUCAAAUCUCUUUAUAAUGCAUUUAUCACAUAUGAUGCAUCUUUGAUAGAAAUCAAUCCAUAUGCAGAGGAUACCUAUGGCAAAUUGUAUGCUCUUGAUGCCAAGAUGAAAUUUGAUGAUAAUGCAGAGUUUCGCCAGAAAGAUAUAUUUGAUGAACGUGAUUGGUCACAAGAGGAUGCUAAAGAAGUAGAAGCUUCCAGAUACAACUUAAAUUACAUUGCUCUUGAUGGUACCAUUGGUUGUCUGGUAAAUGGUGCAGGUUUGGCCAUGGCCACUAUGGACAUCAUAAAGUUGCAUGGAGGAUCACCCGCAAAUUUCCUGGAUGUUGGUGGUGGAGCAACAGCUGAACAGGUUAAAGAGGCAUUCAAGAUUAUCACUGCAGAUCCAAAAGUUCAUGCAAUAAUGGUGAACAUUUUUGGUGGAAUCAUGCGUUGUGACGUCAUUGCCCAGGGUAUUAUUGCAGCGGCAGAAGAGCUCUCGCUGAGUAUUCCCAUUGUAGUACGACUUCAGGGUACCAAUGUGGAUGAUGCAAAAGCACUUAUUGCUAUGUCCAACCUAAGAAUACUUCCCUGUGACAAUCUUGAUGAUGCAGCAAAGAUGGCAGUCAAGUUAUCAAACAUUAUUACUCUUGCCAAAGCUGCAAAUAUUGAUGUUAAAUUUGAAAUUCCUGUUUAAGGUUGUUUUUAAAAUGUUUACUAUUUCCUUAUUAAAAUUUAACAGUGUACAUUGAAAUAAGUAUAUAGAAUCAUAAAGCAUAAGUUUUGUAUAAUUUAUUCUUUGGUUUCAUAAGCAUUUAUGCUGCUUCUAAAUAGCAUUUGGUUGUAAAUUGUGUAUAGAAUUAUUGCUGCAUUUGUAUACAGUAUUUUGUAGUCUCCCUUUCAUUGGGCGACUACAACACUAGUCUAUAUAUUUAAAUUGUUCAUUUGAAUAAGUCUACAGUAAGUUUUUUCUCUUGACUGACACACUUGGCACAAUAUGAAGAGCAUACCCACCUGGUAUGAUAAAGCUCUUAUGCCAUAUACGAGCCCAAGUAUGUUGGACAAGGAAUGGAAGUGCCUCGCCAACAUUGGAGGACAAUUUACUUGCAGAGGUCCCACUGUGGAGUUUAUUUUUUUUUGCUCAGGUCAAACUUUGUAUUGCAAUUUACUAUUUUUAUUGUGAAAUUUUGCCAUAGAUCAUCUUGGCACUACUUAAUACUUUGCUAUAUAUAUAAAGUUACAUUAUUCUACACAAGCAUGUAUAUAUAUUGUCUAUUUAGUGGUCAUGUUAAGGAAUGUACUUUACAAAUUAAAUAUUCAGAACCACUAGCAAAA
Messenger RNA from Procambarus clarkii (red swamp crayfish), 2072 nucleotides. It is a transcript of the gene ScsbetaA, whose product is annotated as Succinyl-coenzyme A synthetase beta subunit, ADP-forming. Gene Ontology annotation, cellular component: succinate-CoA ligase complex; mitochondrion. Lineage: Eukaryota; Metazoa; Arthropoda; Malacostraca; Decapoda; Cambaridae. Gene Ontology annotation, molecular function: ATP binding; succinate-CoA ligase (ADP-forming) activity; metal ion binding. Gene Ontology annotation, biological process: tricarboxylic acid cycle; succinyl-CoA metabolic process. The record is from RefSeq and is a predicted model, not a curated record.